AUGCUAAAAGCUCUUAAAAUAUUUCAAUUAUUAUUGUUUUCAAAAUUCAAUUGCAUAUUUAUACCUUUUAACCCAAAUAUCAUUUGGUUUGAAGCAACUUCAUUCAAAGCAACUUACUUAGCUAAUGUUUUAAUGUGCUUGAGGCAGACAUCAAAUCGACUGCAAUUGCCUCGAAGUUUAUUGGGCAAUAAAAGAUCACGAAAGAUUCCGAAACAACGCUCGAAGUUAGCCGCCAAAUUAAUUUUAAUUGGUGCUAUUGACAAGGUAGCAACAUGUCAUCGACUACUACACAGCGUGACAGUUAAAGCCAAAGACAGACGACUGCGAGUUGAGUUGGAUGCUAACUGCGAAGAUCUAAACGCCUGA
Molecule: messenger RNA, 366 nt
Organism: Clunio marinus
Lineage: Eukaryota; Metazoa; Arthropoda; Insecta; Diptera; Chironomidae
Source: the annotation of a GenBank genome assembly